This is a messenger RNA of Penicillium bovifimosum, 888 nucleotides long. RefSeq names its product Carbohydrate-binding WSC subgroup. The record is from RefSeq and is a predicted model, not a curated record. The transcript has 2 exons. Bases 1 to 888 code for a protein of 295 amino acids. NCBI's taxonomy places the organism in Eukaryota, Fungi, Ascomycota, Eurotiomycetes, Eurotiales, Aspergillaceae.
AUGUUUUUCAACACCCGAGGCGCCCUCGCGGCCACUGUCUUGAUCGCUGCCACCUCAGUAGUCGCAGAAGACUUCAAGGUAGUUCCCCGCGGUCCACUAGCAGCGACACUGGUCGGCUGUUAUAGCAGCGUUCCUGGGUAUGGCAAGACAAUGCCCUACACGUACCAGAGUUCCGGAUGGUGUCAGGAUCAUUGUUCCAAGGAACAUGGGGCCUUUGCUUUGACAGGAGGCUCCGACUGUGUGUGCGGCGACACUCUACCACCAUCCAGUGAAAAGGUCUCCACGGGCAAGUGCAGCAAAUCGUGCAGCGGCUGGCCCCAAGAUAAGUGCGGCGGCGAUGGCUACUACUCCGUAUAUACCACAGGCUUGGAUGACGAUAUCCCUACUUAUUCGAAAUCUAAUUCGACUAAGGACGGCGCUGGCGACAAGUCUACCACGAAAACUGACUCGGCCGCCACCGGUGUCACGACCGGGGCUGGUGGUCAGACACAGAUUGUGACAUCCAACCCUAGCGCUAGUCCCGCUGCAGAUACGGAGGAGAAGACCUCGAAGAGCAAGAACACUGCCGCAAUUGCGGCCGGUGUCGUGGUCGGCGUAGUCGGCUUCGCUGCUCUCUGUGGUGCUGGAUUCUUCUACUGGCGAUCCAAGAAGAACAAGAGCAAUGCUGCAAGCGGGCCAAUUGGCGGCUAUGGUCGUGACUCCAGCCCGCCCUCAAUGACCGAUUCUCGGUUCGACGGUGACUACAUGGCCCAGCGCCGCCAAAGUAAUGGCAGCAUUGAUGAUGACCAUGACUUCUCUCGCCGAAUCUUGCAGGUGAAUAUGCGCGGCACCCAACCUCAUUGUUUCGAAACUGACUUUAUGGUCCAGGUUACCAACCCCGAUCGCUAA